Closterium sp. Yama58-4 is the source of this 279-nucleotide messenger RNA. NCBI's taxonomy places the organism in Eukaryota, Viridiplantae, Streptophyta, Zygnematophyceae, Desmidiales, Closteriaceae. The record is from the annotation of a GenBank genome assembly.
AUGUCCAAGGUUGGAGUUGCAGCGAGAGCAGCAGCAGCAGUAGCAGCAGCAGCAGCAGCAGCAGAAGCAGCAGCAGCAGCAGCAGCAGCAGCAGCAGCAGCAGCAGCAGCAGCAGCAGCAGCAGCAGCAGCAGCAGCAGCAGCAGCAGCAGCAGCAGCAGCAGCAGCAGCAGCAGCAGCAGCAGCAGCAGCAGCAGCAGCAGCAGCAGCAGCCGCCGCCGCAGCAGCAGCAGCAGCCGCAGCAGCCGGAGCAGCCUCCGGCACCUACAGUUUGAGCUAG